Rubroshorea leprosula is the source of this 3598-nucleotide messenger RNA. The record is from the annotation of a GenBank genome assembly. NCBI's taxonomy places the organism in Eukaryota, Viridiplantae, Streptophyta, Magnoliopsida, Malvales, Dipterocarpaceae.
AACAGACCCAUUUGGGAUAUUAUGAAUUCAGCGGAAAAAAGGAAGGAUAUGAGGAGGGUAGGCGGUGAAGCUGCCGGUUCAUGGCGUUUUGCGUUGUUGGUGUUCAUAAUCCUGAUUUCAGGCACCGUCGUCGCCGGAGGUUCGCUGGACACGGACAGAGAGUCGCUGUUCAGUCUGAAAUUAUCCCUCGAAAAGCAGAACCCAGUGAAUCGAGGGAGAUACUCGGAAUGGAAUCGAACUACUUCCAAUCCAUGCUACUGGUACGGAAUCUCGUGCUCGGAAAAUGGGACUAGGGUCAUCGGAGUACGCCUCUCGGAAAGCAAUAUCUCCGGUGAAAUGUUCAAAAGUUUCUCGUCUUUGUCUCGGCUUCAGUACCUCGACCUCUCAAAGAACACAAUAAAUGGAGCAAUUCCUGAUGACUUGAACGGAUGCCACAACCUCGUGUACCUCAACCUGUCUCAUAAUCUCCUUGUAGGAGAGCUGAAUUUGUCCGGAUUGACUAAACUGGAGACCCUUGAUCUAUCCACGAAUAGAAUUGACGGCGAGAUUCAGUUCACUUUUCCUGCAAUUUGUGACAGGCUUGUUGUAGUCAAUCUUUCUGAAAAUAAUUUCACAGGUAGGAUUGAUAAUUGCUUUGACGGGUGCCAUAAUCUGCAAUAUCUGGACUUGAGCUUCAAUCAUUUUGUUGGUGGAUUGUGGACUAGAUUUGGAAGGCUUGUGGAAUUUUCUGUUUCUCAGAAUAAUCUUACUGGUUCAAUUUCUGAAUCAACUUUGUGGGAAAAUUGCAGUCUGCAAGUUUUGGACUUGUCAGAAAACAAUUUCAGUGGUGGGAUUUCAGGGAACAUAUCAAAUUGCAAGAAUUUGGUUGUCUUAAAUUUGUGGGGAAACAAUUUUACAGGGCUGAUUCCAGCAGAAAUAGGGUCCAUUUCCACCCUUGAAGGGCUGUUCUUGGGGAGCAACAAUUUUAAUAAGGUGAUCCCAGAAACCCUUGUGAAUCUGCAUAAUUUGGCCUUUCUGGACUUGAGCAAGAAUGAAUUUGGAGGGGACAUACAAGCGAUUUUUGGGAGAUUCACGCAAGUCAAGUUUCUUGUAUUGCAUGGAAAUUUAUACACGGGAGGGAUAAAUUCUUCGGGUAUCCUUAAACUACCAAAUGUUUCAAGGUUAGACCUGAGCUAUAAUAAUUUCUCUGGUCCUUUACCUGUUGAAAUCUCUCAAAUGCCCAGUUUGAAGCUCUUGAUCCUGGCCUAUAAUCAAUUUGGUGGCUCAAUACCACUGGAGUAUGGAAACAUGAGGCAACUUCAAGCCGUUGACCUCUCCUUCAACAGGCUAACUGGAUCAAUUCCACCCAGCUUUGGAAAAUUGAGCUCUCUCUUAUGGUUGAUGCUCGCAAACAAUUCACUUACUGGAGAAAUUCCACCUGAGAUUGGAAAUUGCAGUAGCUUACUAUGGGUGAAUCUCGCUUACAACCAACUUUCUGGGGGAAUACCUCCUCAGGUGACAAAUAUUGGGAAAAAUGCUGCUUCAACAUUUUUAUUAAAUCAGAAAAAUAAUGACAGGAUAAUUGCUGGCUCUGGGGAAUGCCUGGCGAUGAGAAGAUGGAUACCAGCAGACUACCCACCUUUCAGCUUUGCGUAUACAAUUCUCACAAGGAAGAGUUGCAGAAGCAUAUGGGAUCGUCUACUUAAAGGGGUAGGGGUUGGCCUUUUCCCAGUUUGUGCUGCAGGUUCUGUGGUUAGGACAUAUCAAAUCUCAGGUUAUCUCCAAUUAUGUGGGAAUAAGUUUUCUGGGGUGCUCCCUUCAGAUAUUGGUAAGAUGCAGAACUUCAGUAUGUUGCAUUUGGGUUUCAAUGACUUCUAUGGAGAGCUGCCUGCACAGAUUGGACAGUUGUCACUUGUUGUGCUAAACAUUUCCAGCAAUUAUUUUUCCGGCCAAAUUCCAGCGGAAAUUGCCAAUAUCAAAUGUCUACAGAAUCUUGACAUGUCAUACAACAACUUUUCAGGCUCAUUUCCAGAAAGCUUGGGCAGACUAAAUGAUCUCAGCAAGUUCAACAUCUCAUACAAUCCAUUCAUAUCAGGCAUAAUUCCAAAAACUGGGCAGUUUUUAACAUUUGAGAAAGAUUCCUACCUGGGAGAUCCUUUAUUGCGACUUCCGGAGUUUAUAGACAAGACGACAAAUAAUGCUUCAGAUGGAGAACCUCAUAGGAAGCAGAGGUCUAGGAAGCUUGUCCUGUUAUUGGUGUUCUUGUUUCUUACACUGGUCUUCCUAAUAUUAGGUGUAUUGUCACUCAUAGUCCGCAAAUUGGUGAAAACCCCAGAAGGUCCAGAAGGAUAUCUUGUGGGGGACUUUAAGUAUAGGCGUGAUCUUGCAUCCAGCUCUAGCGGAUCGUCACCCUGGCUAUCAGAUACAGUUAAGAUCAUCCGUUUAGACAAAACAGCUUUUACCCAUGCUGAUAUUUUGAAGGCUACAGGUAACUUCUCUGAGAAUCGAGUAAUCGGAAAGGGAGGAUUUGGAACAGUGUACAAAGGAGUAUUGCCUGACGGAAGAGAAGUUGCAGUGAAGAAGCUACAACGACAAGGAACUGAUGGUGAAAAGGAAUUCCAGGCUGAGAUGGAGGUUCUAAGUGGAAAUGGCUUUGGUUGGCCUCAUCCAAACCUUGUGACACUCUAUGGAUGGUGCUUUGAUGGCUUGGACAAAAUAUUGGUCUAUGAGUACAUGCAAGGAGGGAGCUUGGAGGAUCUUGUGACAGACAGAACGAAGCUAACAUGGAGAAGAAGAAUUGAAGUAGCAAUUGAUGUUGCAAAUGCUUUAGUCUUUCUACAUCAUGAAUGCUACCCUUCCAUUGUUCACAGGGAUGUCAAGGCAAGCAAUGUCCUUCUGGAUAAAGAUGGACGGGCAAGAGUCACAGAUUUUGGCCUUGCAAGGGUUGUCGAUGCUGGAGAUAGCCAUGUGAGCACAAUGGUAGCUGGAACAGUUGGCUAUGUAGCACCCGAAUACGGGCAAACAUGGCGAGCUACUACAAGGGGUGAUGUGUACAGUUAUGGAGUUUUGGCAAUGGAAUUGGCAACAGGGCGACGUGCUCUGGAUGGAGGGGAAGAAUGCUUGGUGGAAUGGGCAAGACGAGUGAUGGGAAAUGGGAGACAAGAUGGAUCAGGUAGAGCUGUGAUAUCGGUUCUACUUUUAGGGUCUGGGCAGACUGAGGGAGCAGAGGAGUUAUGUGAACUGCUCCAGAUUGGGGUGCGGUGCACGGUAGAGGCACCACAUUCUAGGCCAAACAUGAAAGAGGUGCUAGCAAUGCUGUUCAAGAUCACUUGCAGAAGGGAAGAUUUCAGCUAUGGUGUCCUCUGAAGGAGGGUUGAAUUGAAUUCAGAAAAAGUCGAUAUGUUUACAGUAUUAGAUAGUUUCCACGCUUACAUGUCUAAUAACAUAAGGUUUUUACUGCCAUGAUUCUUCGUGUACACAGAAUCUUGACUAUUCGCAAUAUUGAGGCUGAAUUUUACCCAAUUUAUUCAAGCUCAUAGAAAUCUCUCUAAUCUUUUUGUAUUUAUCUUUCGUCUGUUCUUGCAUCUUACACUCCAGAGAAGAAAAAAAAAUUGUUCUU